GCAGGGACAGAGACUAUCUUCUCUAUUGUGGCGAUCAUCGGCGCUUUGAAUCUCCCGUCGACCAGCUAAUGGAGACUCCUUAUCCGAUACCCAUCUCUCCAUCUCGGACCCGCGUCGGAUGGAUCGGCAUCGGGAUCAUGGGAGAAGCAAUGGCGGGUCACGUCCUCUCUGCCGGCUACUCCCUCACCGUCUACGUUCGGACUCCGUCUAAAGCCUCUUCUCUCGUUUCCCGUGGUGCUCAUCUCGCAACCUCUCCGCAAGAACUGGCUCAGAGGUCCGACGUUGUCUUUACAAUGGUGGGUAACCCGCACGAUGUUCGACAAAUUGUCUUAGAGAAAAAUGGGCUUCUAUCGGGCCUCAAUCCCGGCGCUGUCAUCGUGGACACCACCAGCAGCAGCCCUCCUCUCGCGCGCGAGAUCUUCUCUUCUUGCCGCGCAAAAGGUUGCUGGUCUGUUGAUGCCCCAGUUUCCGGUGGUGACACUGGCGCCAGAGAUGCGAAACUGGCAAUUUUCCCUGCAGGCGACAGAGAAGUAGUACAGUGGUUAACGCCACUGUUUAAUCUGAUGGGGAGAGCAACUUAUAUGGGCGAGGCUGGAUGCGGGCAGGCUUGCAAGAUAGGGAAUCAGAUAAUCGUGGGGGCUAACCUGUUGGGGUUGAGUGAGGGGUUUGUGUUUGCAGAAAAGGCUGGGUUAGAUGUGCGGAAGUUUAUGGAGGCGGUGAGAGGCGGGGCGGCAGGGUCGAUGGCGAUGGAAAUAUGGGGGGAUAGGGUGAUCGGGAGGGACUUUAGGCCAGGUGGUUUUUCAGAGUACAUGGUAAAGGAUUUGGGAAUGGGGGUGGAUGUGGUGGAGGAGGAGGAUGAUAAGAGGGUAGCAGCAUUGCCAGGGGCAGCGUUAAGCAAGCAGCUGUACUCGGCAAUGGUGGCCAAUGGAGAUGGGAAGCUUGGAAGUCAAGCACUCAUAACUGUUGUGGAGAGGAUCAAUGGAAAGUGAGCUUGCAUUCUGCCUCUGUUAGCGGAGAAUAAUGUAAAAAUGUGUGUGCCUUAAAUUAUCAUCAGAAAUGGAUUUACAAGGGUGAACUUUGCUGUUUCUGCCUGGUUUAUAAUGCGAAUGUAUUAAUAAAUUCCAUAUGUCACAAAGUACUACUUCAGUUUCAAAUUAUUUGGAGUUGCAGUUUUGGAGUGUUUUUUCGGUCAUUAUCUAAUUAGAAACAGGCCAAACUCUAUGUUAACAUCCUUGGAAUUAUUUAUAAUGGAAUUUUUUAAUAUAUGUCUUUAAGGCAU
Messenger RNA from Rubroshorea leprosula, 1279 nucleotides. NCBI's taxonomy places the organism in Eukaryota, Viridiplantae, Streptophyta, Magnoliopsida, Malvales, Dipterocarpaceae. The record is from the annotation of a GenBank genome assembly.